AGCAUCUGUACCGAUAAGACAGCAACUAUUUCCCCUUUUUGAAUUCAGCUGCAUUCAGUUCCACUCGCAAACUGUCACAAUGAAGACGUUAUCAACCCUUCUGGCCGGUUUCCUUGCAGCUCAAUUUUACAGUGCUGCCGGGUCGGUUAUGAAAACUCACGAAAAGAUCGUCGGUGGCGAUGCGGUAGAUAUUGAACAGUUUCCAUACCAGGUGGCAGUUCUCGAAGUGGAUAAUCAAAUUUGCGGUGGUUCAAUCAUCAGCGAAAGAUGGAUUCUAACGGCAGCGCAUUGUACCGAUGACACAAUCCCACGCUAUCUAACGGUUCGAGUAGGUUCAUCCUUCCACCAGCACGGAGGAGUGGUUCAUCAAGUGGACUCGGUCGUUCAAUAUCCCGAUCAUGUGCCGUACGGAUGGUUGAAUGACUUCGCGCUGCUGCAUCUGACGACUGCGAUAGAUUUUGGAGUGGCAGCACAACCCACCCUUUUGGCAUCAACGGAUUCAGAUUUAGAUUUCGACCUAGACUGUAUAGUGUCCGGGUGGGGUAAAACUUUGAAUGAAACGCAGGGAACCGAUCAGCUGCGUGCGGCCCAAAUCCGAUUGGUUCCCCAGGAGCAGUGUAACGCAUACUACGACGGGCAGGUAGACGGGACGAUGGUUUGCGCCGGGGGAGAAGGUCAUGACUCGUGUCAAGGCGAUUCAGGAGGGCCCCUAAUUUGCCGAGGGAAACAGGUUGGAAUUGUUUCCUGGGGUAAAGGAUGCGGUGACUAUCCAGGAGUUUAUGCUAAUGUCGUAUUUCCCAGAGGCUGGAUCAGGAACGUCACCGGAUAUUGAAUCGAAUAAUGAAGGAAACAAUCUCGUUUUAAAAUAAAUUUUACUAGUUUGUCACUGAUGAGGGUAUGCGAUAUUUCGAAUGUUUCCGUAAAGUAUCGUUGUAUGUAGCAUAUUCAAAGUAACAUUUGUAAACUA
Messenger RNA from Aedes aegypti (yellow fever mosquito), 967 nucleotides. RefSeq names its product trypsin-7. The record is from RefSeq and is a predicted model, not a curated record. Gene Ontology annotation, molecular function: serine-type endopeptidase activity. NCBI's taxonomy places the organism in Eukaryota, Metazoa, Arthropoda, Insecta, Diptera, Culicidae. The coding region runs from base 80 to 832 and encodes 250 amino acids. The transcript is spliced from 2 exons. Gene Ontology annotation, biological process: proteolysis.